This is a messenger RNA of Harmonia axyridis, 4093 nucleotides long. RefSeq names its product E3 ubiquitin-protein ligase rnf168-like. The coding region runs from base 128 to 1843 and encodes 571 amino acids. The record is from RefSeq and is a predicted model, not a curated record. Gene Ontology annotation, cellular component: site of double-strand break; nucleus. Gene Ontology annotation, molecular function: ubiquitin-protein transferase activity; nucleosome binding. Lineage: Eukaryota; Metazoa; Arthropoda; Insecta; Coleoptera; Coccinellidae. Gene Ontology annotation, biological process: double-strand break repair. The transcript is spliced from 3 exons.
UUGAAAUAAUAUAAAAAAGUUAUUUGAGUAGUUCAAAAAGUGUUGACAAGUGACAACUGACAGCGAAUUAUUUUGUGUGUAGCCAAGGCAUUUUGAUUUAGAAUCGGUCAAAAUAAAUAUAAAUAAAAUGGCACCAAGGCGAGGUGCUAGAGUAAUAAAAGUUGAACGGACUGUUGAUUACGAUAAUUUGACCGUUAAGGAAGUAUUAUGCCCCAUAUGUCGAAGUAUUCUGAUAGAACCAGUGACGCUACCCUGCAGUCAUGUAUUCUGUUCUUCAUGUUUUCAAGGCACUAUGGAAAAUGCAAACUUGGUGUGCCCCCUUUGUAGAAUGAGAAUUGGAUCCUGGCUACGAUCUUCCAAGAAAGAAAAUAAAUUAAUCAAUGUAGAAUACUGGAAUGCCAUCAAAAGAUUGUUUCCUCAACAGAUCAAGAAUAAAUUGGAAGGAGUUGAAGAAAAUUUAAGUUAUGAAGACCCAAUGAUCCAAAUAGCCAAGCCUGGCGAAUUGAAAAAAGAAUAUGAAACUCUGAUACAAAAAGAAACUGAUUCAUUCAAGAAAGAACGGGAAGCUGAAAUGAAAGCUAGUGAAGCUCUAAUCAAGAAACUCAGGGAAGAAGAGGAGUAUCAAAGAAUAAUAGAAGAAGAGAAAUUGAUGAUGGACGAGGAGAUAGCCAGAAAACUAGCUCAGGAAUUAAAUACUAUUGAAAAUAAAAAUAAUGAAGUUUCAAAUCUUCUCCUAUCAAACAAUAAUUCAAGAAAGAAUGGCCCAUUAGAUAGGUUUCUAGUGAAUUCAAAUAUGAAGAGUCCUGCAGUUCAACCAUGUUCUUUGAAACGAAGUGAAGAGAAAACAAUAGAUUAUUCUAAAAAAGAUUAUACUUGUCGUAUAUUAUGUCCUGAUAUAGGAAAUGAUCGGGUAAAAACAGAUAUGAAUAGGGCUAUUAUCAACAAAGGCCCACCCACUUUAAGUAUGUUAAACCAUCAAAUAAGUCUAGAACUACAACAAGUCUUAGAUUGGGGAGACCAUAGUGAUAGUAGCGAUUCAAUAGAAUCAGAGUGCCAAUAUUUUAAACCAAUUGAUUAUAGGAAAAGUAUUCCUUGUCAGAGAACUACCCCAAUAAGAGUUCCUGCAAUGAAAGGGGAAAUAAAAUCUAAGAACAUCAGUAAACCAAAAGGAGAUUGUAUUCUCAAGAGUGAUACACUAAACUCUGCUUUUGCCGCAUUUGGUAAACUUUCACUACGAGAUAACGGAGACAAUGAAAAAACAAGUAAACUUCCAAGACAAACAACUAAACGUAUAAGCCUGUCUAACGAAAAGAUUCAAACUAGUCCUCAGAAAGUGAAAAAUAUGAAUGUUAGUCCAGAAAAGAAGAAGUUGAAUAGUUUGUAUAAAGAUCGGUCUGCAGAGUUUUGUUCAUCUUCAAACACUGAAGAUCAGACUGAAAUCCAAACCAAAAGCAAGGUAAACUCUCUGGUAAAAAGAAAAUUAUCAAAGAAUUCACUUGAUUUUGGAUCUCCAAACAAAAAGAAUAAAACCGAUUCAAACAAUUCAUACAGCAGAUUUGUUGAUAGUCCGAGCUCCCCAUUUCGAGGUUUUUCUAAAACUGAAACAAAAGGCAAUAUAUCACAAAAAAGGUUCACAAGAAAUAACAAUACAGGAAUGAAUAUUGACGAGAAAAAAGUUAAACUUCAAGUUAAAUCUGACUAUGAAUUAGCUAAGAAAUUGCAAGAGCAUUUUGACAAUUCCAGCUAUUCAACCAGAAGUUCUGCACCAAGAAGAGGUACAAAAGUUACUAGACAAACCACACUUGAUAGUUUGAUAUCUAAAAAAUCAAAGUAUCAACAUUAGUUAUGAUCUUAUUUUUUUUUUAGUUUUUGAGAAAACUGUGUUGUUUUUCGUAUACCAAGUAUACUUAAUUUUCAGAGAAUUCUAUGAAAUAAAUGUUCAACUAUUUUAGUGCUAAUCUAUGGAUUGUUUUCAAUUCAAACGAGAUUUUCUAGGGAAGUUUUAGAUCCCAUGAAGAUGUGGUGCUAAUGUUUCAGAAGAGAUGGAGUCAUGCGUUAAUAUUUGUGAUAGAAUAGUAUCAUUUGAAAUAGUGGAAUAUGCCAUGAUAUUUUUAAAUACCUUUGUUAAGUAAUUUUUUCCUAUUGAGCACACAUUCAAUAGAUUAAUUCUAAUAUAUGUUAUUUUUAUCAAAAUUUGAAUUUUUUCCUUUCAAUUUUGUUUUUAUCUUGCUUAGAGAAAUGCGUUGGUUAUAUCAACAUUUUAAGAUUGCAAAUAUUUUUUCAUACAGGGUGUCUAAUUUAAGUGUCCACCCUCAGUAACUCAACAACGAAUCAGAAUUUGUGAAAACACUCAAACAGGUCAAUUUUUGAUAACAGGGAAAUAUGAUCUGGGAUACAAAGCUUAUUUCUACUAGCAACCCCCUGGAAAUGGCUACAACCCCAUCAAGAAUUUGAAUAGGGAAAGUAAGUAGUUUUGUAGCAAAAAUGUAUGCAUGGAUUAAAAUUUGUAUGAACCUGCAGUUUGUGUUCUAAUAAAGUUGAAUAUUCACAAAGUUACAGGGUCUUUUUUAUGAAAUUAUGGUACCGAUAAAACUGAAUGAAACAGAGAUGUUCUAAUUGAUCGUAUAAAUUUCUACUGAAAAGAAACUUUUCAACAAACAGUAACGUUUUGCAUCGGUCUGACCCUGUUUACGUUAGGCAUCGAGCAGUAGACAUUAUACGAUCAAUUAAAAAAUCUCUGUUUCAUUUAGUUUUAUCGGUACCAUAAUUCCAUAAAAAACACCCUGUAACUUUGUGAAUAAUAUGCACUUUAUAGACCACAAACUGCAGGUUCAUACAAAUUUUAAUCCAUGCAUACAUUUGUGCUACAAAACUACCCAUUUUCCCUAUUCAAAUUCCUGAUGGGGUUGCAACCCUCUUAGGGGGUUGCUUGUAGAAACAAGCUUUAUAUCCCAGAUCAUGUCCCCCUGUCAUCAAAAAUCGACCUUUUAAAUGAGACACCCUGUAUACAAAAUUUUUAGUAACAUCCCUCUAAAAAGUCUGAAACAAAUAAUUUUAAUUAAUUAUCCUUAGUGAUGAAAUGUAAUUUGAAAACAUACCUAUUUUUAACCCUAAUUGCACAAUUAAUUAAAUGUUAUUGAAAUGAAGUUAAAAAUUUUCCAAAAUCUCUCCUUCAUGGGGAUGUAAUGAACUUUGUUGUGGAUCAAUAACAGCAGUGAUACUAUUGAUAGAGUUCAAUGAGAAUUGGAAUCAUUUCAGUUUUUUUCUUGAGAAACGAAUUGAUAUACAGCCAAAUAUGAAUGGUAAUACUCUCUUAGCAAAGACCAAAACAAAAUGGUUCAUCUUAUCGAUUCAAAUAAGUAAGUCGAGCUGCUACGAAAUAUUUUGAGAUUUUAGUGCUAAAUUACCUGCCAUUUUUUCUUCAAUGUCCAUACUAUUUCAUCUUUUUUAAUGAUAACUAAAAUGAGAAGCGCUCUUGAACGUUUGGAGAUUUUUUUAUUGCAAAGUAUGCUCAGACCCUUUACAUAUGCUUCAUAUUUCAAUAAUAUAAACUCAAAUUGGUGAUGAUUAUUGUUACUAAUUAUAAAUAGAUCUUCCAUAUGAGUGAUUUGUCAAAAUCGUUGGACCUCUAUAUCGAAUAAUAAUUUGGGUAAUUUUUUUAAUCAUUCUGCUCUGUUUUUCAUUUCUUCAGAACCUACUAGUCAAGUGGGUGGUCAAUUAAAUAUGUUGAAAAAAUUUCAAGUUUUGAUCUUCAACAUCUUGAGAAAUCUGAGCACUACUCUAUAUUGGGUGAUAAUUAUUUGUGAUCAAUUAUAAUCUCUCAUAUCGAAAGAUUGGAUUGAAGUUGGUUUUCGUGUAAAAAUGUAAAUAUCUGAAUAUUAUGUACAUACUAUAUUCCAUCUCAGUUAUUCUGUUCUUUAGGCAACAGUGGAAAUAUGUUACUAUAAAGCUAUUGAUAUCGCUUGAAAACUCUUAUGCCUAUAUUUUGUUAUUAUUUUUUCUACAAUUGAUUAUUAACAAUGUUAGAGUUAGUCACUAUAGUGAUGUUUUAUUUUGAAAUAAAAUGUUCUCAAAGUGGUUUUUUGAAAUUGAA